Messenger RNA from Lontra canadensis (Northern American river otter), 1483 nucleotides. RefSeq names its product RNA polymerase II subunit M (gene POLR2M). Lineage: Eukaryota; Metazoa; Chordata; Mammalia; Carnivora; Mustelidae. The transcript is spliced from 4 exons. Gene Ontology annotation, biological process: maintenance of ER location; transcription elongation by RNA polymerase II; intracellular signal transduction. The coding region runs from base 133 to 1242 and encodes 369 amino acids. Gene Ontology annotation, molecular function: transcription elongation factor activity. Gene Ontology annotation, cellular component: nucleus; nuclear envelope; intracellular anatomical structure. The record is from RefSeq and is a predicted model, not a curated record.
CCCGUUCUUCCGGGAAAAUGGCGGCUCCCGCUCGUACCUCGGAGUCCACGCCGGCGGCGGAUCCGGCGCUAGCCGCGGGGGCUGCUGAGGAAGCCGAGUGCCCGCCGCCUCGCCAGCCUCAGCCCCCGCAGAAUGUCCUCGCUGGCCCGCGGCUUCGAGCCCCAAGUUCCCGAGGACUUGGGGCGGCGGAGUUUGGCAGAGCUGCGGGAGACGUUGAAGCGCCAGGAGAGACUUUUGCGCAACGAAAAAUUCAUUUGCAAAUUGCCCGACAAAGGUAAAAAGAUCUUAGACUCUGUUGCCAAAGUGAAAGCUGCCAUUGCCGAAUGUGAAGUUAGAGGAAAAAGUGGACUGUUUCAUCCUGUUAGUUUAGACUGUAAGCUACGGCAAAAAGCAGUUGCAGUUGUUGAUGUGGACACUGAAACGGCCCAGAGUUCUGACCGGAUACUUGCUACUUCAUCGCCAGUCUGUGGCUCUUCCUCUGUAAGUAACACCGAGUCAUCUAAAACCACCUCCCAGCAGCGGGGACUUGUACAUCCUCCUCACGAAGGCGCUGAAGAGGCUCCCGAAGUUGAGUACACAGUGAGCGCGCGCCCAGCUUCCCGCAGCAGAGCCAGCGCGCCUUCCUCCUGCGCGGCCGGUGAGCGUCUCCUUCAGCAUCGUGUUUCAAGUCAAGCAGAAGAUAAUUUGAGCAGCUCUGACAGCCUGUUUAUUAAUAGGUUACAGAGGAUCACAAUUGUGGACUCAGGUGAAGAGCACUCAGAAGAGAACAGGGGUGCUGAGAACUUGGCAAGGCUUGAUAGUGGGGCACAGAAGAAGCCUCAUUUCAUGGAAGUGCUAGAAAUUCGAGCCAAAAACCCGGUACCCCCACUACAUAAAUUUAAAACUAAUGUAUUACCUUCACAAAAGAAUGAUUCAUCUAGUCAUUGGCAAAGAAGAGGGUCUCCCAUCUCCUUGGAAGAAAGGCAGCUCAGGGAUAAGAAGCAUCUUGAUGAUGUCACAGCAGCCCGGCUUCUGCCACUUCACCAUAUGCCCGCACAGCUGCUCUCCAUAGAAGAAUCUUUGGCACUUCAGAAACAACAGAAACAGACUUAUGAGGAGAUGCAAGCCAAACUCGCAGCACAAAAAUUAGCUGAAAGACUGAACAUUAAGAUGCAGAGCUAUAAUCCCGAAGGGGAGGCUUCAAGGAAGUACCGAGAAGUGAGGGAUGAAGACGACGAUCAGUCCUCUGGAGAUGAAUUCUGAAGAUGCCAGUGGGAUGUGAAUCUCUGCCUGUUGAGCUGUCAUGAUCCUAUAUCAGACUUUCAAACAAGUAUCAAGAUCAGUGUCAGACAUUGUCGAGGGAAGGAAUUUUUUAAAGUUACACAAAGGUAGCUAUAAAAAUAGCCCAGUUUGUCUAUCAGAAGAUGAUUUUCAUGUGCUUAAAAAGUUUAAUAUUUGAAUAUUGUGUUUUAACCAUACUGUAUUAAAGUUUUGCAGUAUGUUG